AUGGAUCAGGACCAGCAAUGGUUGAUCAAUUGCUUGAACGCAUCACUCGAUCCCAGCCAACAAACUAGAACCUUUGCUGAGACUUCGCUUCAGCAAGCGUCCCUUCAACCAGGUUAUGGUGUUGCUCUUGCUAGAAUUGCAGCACACCGAGAACUUCCACUUGGAUUGCGGCAGAUAUCCUUGAUGAUGCUCUUAGCCAUUGUGGGAUUAACCCGCAUUCACCUAGCAGCAGUUUUGCUGAAGCAAUUUAUCAGAAAACACUGGAAUGAGGAUGAAGAAGGCUUUGAGCAUCCCGUUGUUGAGAGCAAUGAGAAGGCAGCUGUGAAAGGACUACUUUUAGCAUUGCUUGAUGAUCCUAGUAAGAAGAUCUGCACUGCAGUAAGUGUGGCUGUAUCGGCGAUUGCACAUUAUGAUUGGCCAGAAGAUUGGCCUGAAUUAGUGCCUUUUCUUUUAAGUUUAAUUAACGACCAGAGUAAACUGAAUGCUGUGCAUGGAGCUGUACGAUGCUUGUAUCUUCUUUCCUCGGACAUGGAUGACAAGAUGGUGCCCCAACUUGUCCCAGUUUUAUUCCCAUGCUUGCACGCGAUUAUGUCCUCUCCUCAGAUCUAUGACAAAAGUCUGAGGUCCAAAGCUCUGUCAGUAAUUUAUAAUUGUACUUCAAUGAUUGGGGCUAUGAGUGGUGUGUACAAGACAGACACAACCGCCCUAAUGUUACCAAUGCUCCAACCUUGGAUGGAGCAAUUCUCGUCAAUCUUGAAACACCCGGUGCCAUCUGAAGAUCCUGAUGACUGGAGCAUACGGAUGGAGGUGUUAAAGUGUUUGAAUCAGUUCAUUCAGAACUUCCCCACCAUUACAGAAACUCAUUUUUCAGUAAUUCUGGGGCCAUUGUGGCAAACAUUUGUGUCGUCGUCGGGAGUUUAUGAGCGCUCAGUGAUUGAAGGCGUUGAAGAUUCCUAUGAUGGUCGGUAUGAUUCUGAUGGUGCUGAGAAAAGUCUUGAGUCCUUUGUUAUCCAGUUAUUUGAAUUUUUAUUGACGGUUAUUGGAAGUCCGAGGUUUAUGAAGGUUAUUAUGAACAAUUUAAAAGAGUUAGUCUACUACACUAUUGGUUUCCUUCAAAUGACGGAACAACAGAUUCAUACCUGGUCCCUCGAUGUUAACCAGUAUGUUGCUGAUGAGGAUGACAAUACUUACAGUUGUCGUGUAUCUGGUGCACUUCUGCUAGAAGAGGUAAUAUCUACCUGUGGGACCGAAGGCAUAAAUGCUGUGAUCGACUCUGUAAGAAGUCGAAUAAGUGAGUCCCAACAGGCGAAAGAUACUGGUUCUCCUGGUUGGUGGAGAUUAAGGGAGGCUGCCCUGUAUGCUUUGGCUUCUGUGGCUGAAGAGUUGCUUGAAAUAGAGGUUUCUGGUUCCACUGUUGGAACUAUGCUAGAGCAAAUUUUAACUGAUGACAUGGCAACAGGCGUCCAUGACUACCCCUUUCUUUGUGCCCGCUUAUUUUCAUCUGUUGCAAGAUUUUCUUCCAUGAUGAACAACCAAGUAACAGAGCAGUUCGUAUAUGCUGCUAUUAAGACAGUUGGAAUGAAUGUACCUCCACCAGUUAAAGUUGGUUCUUGUCGAGCUUUAUCCCAACUUUUACCAGAUGCCACCACGGGAAUUGUUCAACAGUUUGCAUUCGACUUAUUCUCGUCACUUAUAGAUCUUCUAAAAAAUGCCUCGGAUGAAACUAUGCAUUUAGUACUUGAAACUCUGCAAGCAGCUGUGGCAGCUGGUCAUGAAGUUGCAGCAUCAAUAGAGCCAGUUUUAUCUCCUAUCAUGCUCAACAUGUGGGCUUCUCAUGUUUCUGACCCAUUCAUCAGUAUAGAUGCUCUAGAGGUUUUGGAGGCCAUAAAAAAGGCCCCUGGGUGUAUUCAUCCGCUGGUUUCACGAGUUAUCCCCUACAUCGGGCCAAUCCUCAGUAGUCCGCAACAGCAACCCGAUGGUUUAGUUGCCGGUUCUUUGGAUCUUGUCACAAUGCUGAUAAAGAAUGCCCCUGUUGAUGUGGUAAAAGCACUCUAUCAAGUUUCAUUUGAUCCUGUCGUGAGAAUAGUUCUCCAGAGCACUGACCAUAGUGAAAUGCAGAAUGCAACCCAGUGUUUAGCUGCACUUGUGUCUGUUGGGAAACAAGAUAUGCUUUCUUGGUCUGGUGAUCCUGGUUUCACAAUGAGAAGUUUGCUGGAUGUAGCUUCGAGGCUUCUAGACCCUGAACUAGAAAGUUCCGGAUCGCUUUUUGUCGGCAGCUACAUUCUACAGCUUAUUUUACAUUUGCCUUCACAAAUGGCGCAGCAGAUCAGGGACCUCGUGACUGCACUUAUCAGACGCAUGCAGUCUUCACGAAUUGCGGGAUUGAAAUGUUCAUUGCUUCUAAUUUUUGCGAGAUUGGUCCACAUGAGUGUCCCUCAUGUUGAACAAUUUGUUGACUUGCUUGUCUCUAUCCCUGCCAAAGGUCAUCUGAACUCAUUUUUUUAUGUUAUGUCUGAAUGGACCCAACACCAAGGGGAAAUUCAAGGAGCCUACCAAAUUAAAGUGACAACUACUGCUUUGGCUUUGUUGCUUUUGACUAGACAUGUUGAAUUGGGGAACAUUAAUGUUAAAGGCCAUCUUAUCAAGACUGACACAGGCAUAACCACUCGCUCAAAAGCCAGGAGAAUACCAGAUCAAUGGACAGUCGUGCCACUUCCUGCUAAGAUUCUGGCUAUACUGGCAGACACUUUAAUAGAAAUCCAAGAACAAGUAGAUGGGGAUAAUGAGGAUAGCGACUGGGAAGAAGUUGAGAAUGAAGAUGAUGAUUUCUUAUAUUCUUCUGCUAAUUCCGCAUCACAUGGCAGACCUACUUAUGAAUAUCUCGAUGCCAUGGCAAAGGCAUUUAAUGAGGACCAAGAAGAUGACUAUGAAGAUGAACUUCUUAGUGGUGUGGAUCCUCUAAAUGAGAUCAAUUUAGUGAACUUUCUUUUCGAAUCCCUCGCAAAAUUCUCGGAGGGCGACAGACCAUAUUUUGAGCAUCUAUUUCAGAGCUUAACAAAGCCUCAACGAAAAGCUAUUGAAUUGGUUUUAAGACGACGGGCAUUGUGA
Messenger RNA from Striga hermonthica, 3108 nucleotides. The record is from the annotation of a GenBank genome assembly. Lineage: Eukaryota; Viridiplantae; Streptophyta; Magnoliopsida; Lamiales; Orobanchaceae.